AUGCAUGGAAUGUUCUCAUACAUUUUCACUGACCUUAUCGAACACAAGUCGGCGAAAGAGCACGAGACCGGUAAUCAGCCUCGUGUAGCAGGCACAGCUAUCAAUGGAGUUAAAACAAUCGUCGAUGUCAAACUCAACCUGGAGGAGACCAAAGAACUUGUGACGGUUGUGGACAAAUAUUCCCCUCUUGCAGCCAUUUUCAACUCAGGAAAGCUCAAGAGUCAAUUGAAUCGGAGACAGCUCAAGAAACUUUCUAGCUGUCUUCCAUUAAUUUUCGCACUUUUCCAUAUAGAGCGCCCCGUUGAUCCAGAGGUUUGCAUUGAUAUUGAGCUCUUAAAAAAGCACGCCACAAUAGCCUGUGAAACCCUAGAUCUUUCUCCUGAUAUCAUCACAGACGAGUAUUUAGCCUUGUUCUCGAGAAACGCUUAUGCUGAAUUCGCUCCCACUGCAGCUAUUAUUGGUGGUAUUCUUGCUCAAGACGUUAUUCAAUACUUGGGCGGAAAAGAUAGUCCUAUAAAUAAUUGUGUGGUUUUCGAUGCCCAUCGUUCCGAAAUCCCAAUUUAUUAUUUGUAA
Molecule: messenger RNA, 573 nt
Organism: Australozyma saopauloensis
Lineage: Eukaryota; Fungi; Ascomycota; Pichiomycetes; Serinales; Metschnikowiaceae
Product: E1 ubiquitin-activating protein
Exons: 1
Coding region: 1-573 (190 amino acids)
Molecular function (GO): ubiquitin-like modifier activating enzyme activity
Source: RefSeq, a predicted model, not a curated record